AUCCAACACCAUCAUCAUCAGAGCCUCCUCCAUAAUCUGAUUCUCUUCUUUCCUCUCACUCAGUAGCUCAUUCUCAUAAAAUGGCAUUCUCAAAUGCUCUGGUUUUGGGCUUAUUUGUAGCAAUCAACAUGGUCCUGCCAACACUUGCAACUGUAUACAGUGUGGGAGAUACUUCAGGUUGGGCAGCUGGUGCUGAUUAUAGCACAUGGACUAGUGACAAGACCUUUGCAGUUGGUGAUAGCCUUGUGUUCAACUAUGGAGCUGGACACACUGUGGAUGAAGUUAAAGAGAGUGACUACAAAUCCUGCACCACAGGAAAUUCACUGAGCACAGACAGUAGUGGGAAAACCACCAUUGCCCUCAAGACUGCAGGCACUCAUUACUUCAUAUGUUCUGUUCCUGGACAUUGUUCAGGUGGCAUGAAACUUGCAGUUACUGUCAAAGGCGCUGCUUCUUCUACAACACCAUCAUCUGGGAAGGGUUCACCUUCAACCACCACAGGCACACCCACCUCCACCACCACCACCCCCACCGCCAAAACAGAUUCAUCUUCAGGGGAUAGUCUCUCACCAUUUGUUGCUAUGUUGAUUGUUUCAUGGAUCUUCUACUAUGCUUUGCCUCUGGUAUGAUGAUGAUAGACUUUUGAGAUAAUUCAGAGAAAAGCCAGGGCAGAGUCAGUGCUUAAUUUCAUGGUUUCUUACUAUUAUUAUUAUUAUUAUUGUUAUCUUUUAGCUUUCUUGUUUGAUCUAUUCAGAUUUUUCUAUGAUUAUUAGUUGAGGUUCUAGCAGCAUCAGUCACUUAGUAGUCAUCAGUUAUCUAGGGAAAUCAAACAUGUUUUUCUUGCUGAUUUUUAAUUAAUAUGAAGGGUGAGGUGAUUGUUGCUUCUUA
This is a messenger RNA of Lotus japonicus, 888 nucleotides long. RefSeq names its product blue copper protein-like. The transcript has 2 exons. Lineage: Eukaryota; Viridiplantae; Streptophyta; Magnoliopsida; Fabales; Fabaceae. Gene Ontology annotation, molecular function: electron transfer activity. The coding region runs from base 81 to 629 and encodes 182 amino acids. Gene Ontology annotation, cellular component: plasma membrane. The record is from RefSeq and is a predicted model, not a curated record.